UAUCAACUAAUAUAAUAGUACAUCAAAAAAUAGAAAAAUAACUCGAGAUUGUUGUUUUUAAAAAUAGAUGAAAAAACGAUCUACUGAACCUUAGGAUCUGGAAUAGAUCUUAUUUAAUUGUAGUAAACAAAUAAAAUAUACGUAAUGUCAUUAGAUCAAACUGUUUGUGAAGAUCUCAAAGCUUUCGAAAGGAGGCUUACUGAAGUUAUUGCUAGUUUACAACCUUCUACUCUACGAUGGAGAAUACUCCUAGGAUUUAUUUCAGUUUGUACAGCAGUAGGUGCUUGGCAUUGGUUAACAGAUCCAAACACAUCAGCUGUGUCAUUUACACAGAGCCUUUAUAAUCAUCCUAUUUUUACAUUAGCAAGUAUUUUACUAGUGAUAUUAUUUAUGAUGGGUGUUCAUGGAAGAGUGAUAGCACCUAGUAUCAUAACUCAACGAGCUCGAAGUGUUUUAAGAGACUUUAAUAUGAGCUGUGAUGACACGGGAAAAUUGAUUCUCAAACCUACAAGACCUCCUCAACCACAUGAAAUUUGAAGAAAAAUAUUUUUAAAGAAAUAGCAAAUUAAAUGAAUGAAUGAAUAAAAGAAUAAAAUGUUUUUUAACAUUA
Chelonus insularis is the source of this 610-nucleotide messenger RNA. It is a transcript of the gene Cnep1r2, whose product is annotated as CTD nuclear envelope phosphatase 1 regulatory subunit 2. The record is from RefSeq and is a predicted model, not a curated record. Lineage: Eukaryota; Metazoa; Arthropoda; Insecta; Hymenoptera; Braconidae. Bases 145 to 537 code for a protein of 130 amino acids. The transcript has 5 exons. Gene Ontology annotation, cellular component: cytoplasm; Nem1-Spo7 phosphatase complex.